Messenger RNA from Haliotis rubra (blacklip abalone), 2139 nucleotides. RefSeq lists its product as uncharacterized. The record is from RefSeq and is a predicted model, not a curated record. Bases 282 to 782 code for a protein of 166 amino acids. The transcript has 5 exons. Lineage: Eukaryota; Metazoa; Mollusca; Gastropoda; Lepetellida; Haliotidae.
CUAUUCAAACACGCUCUACACAUGACAUGGCACGGCAUUAGCCCACCUGAGCCAGCAAUGUCAGUAGCCAGUGUGGACCUACCCGGGGUAUUAGCGGAGAGAAUGCUGCUUAUAGAUUAUUGAUCAAAAUCAAAAGUCCGGAGCAGUGUUAUUGGUGGGACGCUGUAAAUCUGGCUUGAGAGAAAACCUGUGACGGCGGCAGGCACGACGUACAAUAGCUCCGACAUCGUGCGGUGUAGUCACCUGUAGGUUUGGAGUUGAAGAACAAGUGGAAGUAGUGAAUGUUGACUUGUUUACAGUGGGACUAUUGUACAAGCAUGGCCGACCAGUCCUUUAUCAUUGUCAAAUACGGAGAUGACCAGCAGGCUCUCUUCAACCCCUGGUGCACCACCCACACACUCAUCGAGUGGAUCCGGCGGAAGUGUAACUGCUCGCACGACAUUACCAUUGAUCUCAUUGACCAAGACGGACAGGUGAAGAAUCUCGCAGGAAGUAACGAAGAAUAUGCAAAUGAGCUUGUAAAUGGAAGAGAGACGUACAUCUUAAUACGGGUGGAAAAAGCGGGGGAGAACGGCCAGAACCGAUACGUGUCGCUGUUGAACAACCUGGAACACGUCAACCCGGACCUGAUGGUCAAACUUAACAACCUUUCACGACCAGCCACAAGGAAUCGAAAAGACCGCUUCAAAAAGACAAACAAAUCUGGAAAAAGCGCGUCAAAACCAGAUUCCCCAAACAAGCGACCGACCAGCAGCGAAAGACGGUCUAAACUUGGCAAAUAGAUUGCUAGACAUUCGGAACCUUCCGGCUAAUGUAUGUUUGUGUUUUGAUAAACAAUCGGAGCUGUCACGAACAGGUGCUCGUUAAACUGUGUAUUGUGGGGAUUACGAGCUCGAGCCUACAUCCGGGGGGCAGAACUUUGCAAAACCAAACUAUCGGUAACCGAUUACAUCCACCCGUCCAAUACUGCAGAAACACAGACAUCGAGCAAUACCUCCUGGGUGGAACUGACACGUGACCUGUAUACGUCACAAUGGAACUCCAUUUGUGCACACGACACGUGGUGUGAGUACCAGACUUAUACGUGAAGGAACACACAGAUAAGUGACGUAAGCAGCGCUUUUAAUGAACGCUCGAUGACUCCCUUUAAAAGUCGAACAUUCGUGAAGAGACUCCAAGGGGCAUUCUGCACGGAAAGGAACGAGUCGUUAUGAAUGCAUUUCACGUCAAAGAUGUAUUUCUAUAAAUGUUCAAAUCGUUUCAAGACUGUCGCAAGUAUGGAUGUGAACUUUAAGACGACCAAGGGAGUGUGUUUAUUCAUGUAUGUUCUUGUGUAUGUGCUUCUAUUCAGAUAUACGUCAACAGUCAUUGUUUCAAGGUUUACUGAAGCUGAAUGUGGCUUUAAAUUGCCUUUAGCAACGUUCCAGCUGUAUCACGGGAACAUCAGACAUGCGCAUGACCUAUUACACUGCAUGUGGGGACUCGAACCAAGAACUUCGAAGACUUUAACCACUUGGCUACCGAACCGCUCUGCAGGUUAAGGCAUUCCCUCGUCUCGGGUUCGAAUUCUACAUGGGCAUACAAUGCAUGGAGCCAGUUCUUGAUAUUACUGGACUAUUGAAUUAUAAUAGCACCGGCUCCAAACUUACUUGAUUCCGGGUUCCAGUCGGCCCCCCAUAAUUAUGUUGGUCGUUGGAGGCGACUAAGUGGACCAAAUGGUUAGGCUCAGGUACUUGAUUGGAGGUCAUACUCUGACGGAGAGGGGCAUUGCUCGUGAUAUCAACCACCGGUUUGCCUGGUCAAGACUGGAUCAUUUAUAUCCCGCCGUCAUGGCGCCACAGUACGGCGUGCACUCACUCACACGGGAUCAUGUUUGUGGUGCUACUGAACCAUCAUUGUGUAUAACACUGGCAAACGGACGUACUGCCAUCAUGGCACUAACGUCGCUCUUUGCAAAUCAGACCCUAGUCCUGGGUUCAAAUUCAUUCUAAGUACACCAAAUGAACACCAGAAUGUCAACGUCUAGCUUAGGUUAAAUGACAGUUUCAGCAUUAACCUAAAUACUCGUAGUUAUAAAAAUAUUCACUUUCCUACCUGAUUAUAUAUAUCGACUCCACUUUUGGAUGGGAUAACCCUAUG